UCCUUCGACCGUUUACAAAGAAUGAUGGCUACCUCAGUUGACGUUGUCCGGCCAGACUGACACGAUGCUAUCCUCAGCCCUCUUCACCGGCUUCCUGCUCGCCUCAUCGGCGUCUGCCCGUCCAGCCAAACGCGGCACGGGGGAGAUCAAGUGUCCCGUGAUACUCAACGGAUUCGUGCCGGCAGACUCGACGCCGACGGACUUCGACUCGUACGCGACGAGCCCCUUUAACCCCGACUACAUCCGCGGCACCGAAAAGUUUUCCCAAAUCCUACAGUUCCCCGAAGUCGAGGGCUCGCGCUUCGACAACGCGAGCACGAGGGCGGUCGAGGUCACCAUCAACGACAAGUCCAUCUUCCAGCAGCAGAAAGGCUUCCGCCGCGCCGGCCUCCAGAUCCAGGGGGACACGAACGAGAAUGGCCCCGGCACUACCGGUGUGAGGACCCUUCACUUUAGCGUGAAGCAGGAUCCUGGGCGGACUUUGAACUUGACGCACGAGUACCUGAACGUCUGGCACGAGAGCGCGGAUUAUAGCGCCAAUCAGUUCAACUUCCAGACCGGUACUAUCAUCGGCAAAUCCGGCAGUGACAAGAACAACUUCAAGGUUCUCAACCGCCAGAACACCCAAGUGUGGUCGACGCCCGUCGAUGCCACCGCCUGGCAAAACUUUGCCAUUACUCUAGACUUCGAAAAAAACACCCUCCAGGUAUACUACUCGAAGAACGACGAGCCCCUGAAGGCCGUCACGGAGGCGGUGUAUAACGACAACAGCGGCGGCGGACAGUACCAGAUCGGCAUCCUGAAGAAGCCCACGGGCACCUCGGACGUCGUCAACUCGGGCUACCAGGAGACGGGCAUCAAGGAGGGCCAGAUCUACGGCGGCAUCUUCCUGGAAGACAGCGCGGAUGGCUGCGUUUCGUUGUAAAUUCGUAUACUCUUAAAACUUCUGAAAGCAGCUUGGCUAUGUUGAUGGAAGAAAGCCUUUUGUAUGUUCCACGUAGAACUUGUAGAAGAUAAAUAUACCUACCUAACCUAAGUACCUAGGUAGGGUUACUCGACAAGCGCAGUUCUCAGUUUGAUUAAGAAGCGUCAGCGUCAUCCAACGCAGCUUUAAAAACAAAAACACAAAGACUGACACAACCACACACCCCAGUAAUCAUAUAGCCAUUAGGUUAGGUACCUUAGGUAUUUAUUUAAAUGUGUUUCCAAUUUCUCAA
Molecule: messenger RNA, 1217 nt
Organism: Daldinia caldariorum
Lineage: Eukaryota; Fungi; Ascomycota; Sordariomycetes; Xylariales; Hypoxylaceae
Exons: 3
Coding region: 65-925 (286 amino acids)
Source: RefSeq, a predicted model, not a curated record